Molecule: messenger RNA, 1759 nt
Organism: Durusdinium trenchii
Lineage: Eukaryota; Dinophyceae; Suessiales; Symbiodiniaceae
Source: the annotation of a GenBank genome assembly
CGCAGCUCACGAGCCACGCCGGGCGGUUGAAUUUUCCAUGUGGUGCCAGCCACGCUCCCUUGCUACAGCUGUAGGCGCCGCACCGGUCCGGCCCCGCGGAACCGUCCGUCCGCGCGGUCCGCACGAGAGCGGCGCGCCGGACCGCGCGGGGGGCGGGCGGCGGUGGUGCCACUACGCGGCGGCGGGGGUGCUGGCGGGGCUCGUGAGAGGCCAGAGACCAGGGCAUCGAGCGCGCACUGGUGCAGUUGUGAGCAGCAUGGCCGCACAGGACAUGGGGAUCCUCUUGAUUGAGCACUUGAACCUCAACGUGAGCAGCACGGAGAUCGCAGUGGAAUUCUACGAGGCGCUAGGCUGCUGCAGAGAUGAGCGGCGGCCCUUGACCAAGACUUUGCACAGCAAUUGUGGCGCGCUGACGCAGUUCCACACGCCUUCUCCAGAGAAUGAAGCCUACAUCGCAGAUGCUGGGCCUCAGCGUUGGCGUGGCACGAUCCACGUAGCCUACGACAGCCCAGCAAUGUUGGAGGCGGCGGCUCAGCGGUUGAGAACGCUGCAAGCUGAGGAACGCUUUGCAUCCACGGACCUGACGCUGGGCGAGUGGCAGGAGGAUCUGCAGGAGCUUUCAGUGCUGGGGCCUUAUGGGAAUCGCUUCCUCCUCCAUGUGGCACCUGCGAAGCUGGACGCGCUGGGGCCGCGCUGCGGCGCGCGCCCGGGCAGUGAGAAGAGCCGAUGCCUUGGGAUGGAUGCCUUGACCUUGGAGGUCCCUGUCGGCACCGCGAAGAAAGCAGCUCUCUUUUACAAAGAGGUCCUCGGCUGCGCCGUGCGCGACGUGGACGGCUGCGCCGACGGCUGCGCCGUGCUGGCGGGGCCUGGCCUGGCGCAGGAACUGCGGUUUCAGGAGGUCGAAGGCUGUUCUGGAAAAGAGGUUGGGGAGCACAUGGCCAUCUAUGUGAACGACUUCGAAGGUUGCUUCCAACGCCUCCUCGAGCGAGGCUUGGUCUGGGUGAACCCACGUUUCGUCCACUUGGAUAAGUCAACCACCCUGGAGGAGGCUUUGCACUACAGCUGCUUUCGUUUCAAGGAUGUGGUGGAUGAAACUGGUUCCAAGCUUUUCGAGCUGGAGCACGAAGUCCGGAGCACCAGCCACAAAAGUUGGCCCUUGGCCGGAGCAUGACUGUCCACGCUUCGAGUGACUAUGGGUGAAUUUCCCCCGCACCCAAGCAAUGAUAACUACUUUGGUUCCGGGUUCUUUUGCAACUUUCAUCCUGGGUGAGGGGGACAACCUACGUCACGAUGGCAAAGAACACGUCGAGACCCGAACCAGUCGCAGAACGGAAUCGCUUCGGAGAAAGGGCUGCUUGAUGAGCAGUCGUGAGAGUGCACAAGGGCGGUGGUGGAACGAUUGGUGCUUGCAAGAGUCGGUGCUAAAACACAAAACCUGCGCGGAACACAACCAACCUGCACAUUGUGGACACAAAGGACAAGGGUGUUUGACACCUACCAUUCCCAUUGUUUCUCGAGUGUUGUUUGAAGCCAUUGACCACUAUGAUCCCUUAUAUGGCAUGGAAAUAUGUGACCAUAUGCUUAUGGUCACGCUUUAGAGUGUUUGGAAAGAUACCUAAUGAUCGAUUGGAGAAGUCACGCUAGUAACCUCGUCGGGUCGCAGAAUUGUAGGAAGUGGUGUCCUCCUAGUUUGUUUAGAAAACGUGUUUUUCUUUUAGCGCCAUCCUUUCCCUUGGCAAAAGACACCUGUGUAUUUGCG